CAAGGUUGAGAACACUAACUCUUAAAAUGGCGAAGUUCGUAGAUAACUAUAGCGACCUUAAAGAACUAGGUAUAGAUUGCGAGGAGUGCGACGAUUCCUUAACGGAGGCUUUCGGUAGGGCAGCCGAUCAUCUCAAAAUUUUAUUACCGAACGUAGACAAUCAAACACUCUUGACCCUCUACGGGUAUUACAAACAAGGUUCCGAAGGCGUUUGUUCCAUCCCCAAACCCAGCUGGUAUGACAUGAGAGCAAAAUCUAAAUGGGAGGCCUGGCGAAAAUUAGGGGACAUGUCUCAGGUCGAAGCUAAGAAAUUGUACAUCGAAACCAUCAAGAAACUAGACUCUAGCUUCGACGACACCGUCAGUCCUUCUACACCAAAAGAGCAAUGGGUAAAAGUCUCGUCUAUGCCCGACGAACGGAACAUCGCUGAAUCCGACAAAACGCUGGUCGAUUAUAUAAAAGAGGGCAACGUUACGGAGGUGAAAGGUUGUUUAAAAUCUCCUGAUGUGUCCGCUUUGGUAAAUGAAACUGACGAGGAAGGUUUGGCACCCAUACAUUGGGCAGCGGACAGUGGUUUUGUCAAGGUUCUUGAAGUUUUAAUCGGCGCAGGAGCUGAUGUGAACCUGAAGGACUCAGACGGGCAAACUGCUUUACAUUACGCGUCCAGUUGCGGCCAAGCGGAAUGUGUGAAAUGUUUGUUACGGCACGGAGCUCAGGUCGAUGUUACCGAUAACGAGGGUUGUACGGCUGCGUCUGUAGCAUCAGAUGAAUCUAUUAAGGAAUUGUUAAAUACUUUUUAGGUUGCUAGCUCUUCUUGUAAAAUGUAGUUAAUAAAUUAUUCUGUAGAUA
Messenger RNA from Anoplophora glabripennis (Asian longhorned beetle), 849 nucleotides. Its product is annotated as acyl-CoA-binding domain-containing protein 6-like. The transcript has a single exon. The record is from RefSeq and is a predicted model, not a curated record. NCBI's taxonomy places the organism in Eukaryota, Metazoa, Arthropoda, Insecta, Coleoptera, Cerambycidae. Gene Ontology annotation, molecular function: fatty-acyl-CoA binding; protein binding. Bases 27 to 800 code for a protein of 257 amino acids.